AUGUCAAUCGUACUGUUUGAGAUCUCGAUCCUCUCGAAUAACAUCCGAGGUGCCCAUCACAUCUUUGGUGGAAUGCGCCGUCUCCGACAUCAUCGGCCUCCAUCCAGUUCCUUACCGGCGAACCGAUCUAUCAGCAAAGAGAGCCUGGAGAUGGCCAUAAAUCACCUGUUCAUCGGACGGAAGCUUGUCGCCGAGACCGGGGCCCAUGCCGUGCACUUGCACAGACUUACUAUCGGUAAUUUACACCACAACAUCCAUGUACUGUACGCCUAG
Penicillium hordei is the source of this 273-nucleotide messenger RNA. RefSeq lists its product as uncharacterized. The coding region runs from base 1 to 273 and encodes 90 amino acids. The transcript has 2 exons. NCBI's taxonomy places the organism in Eukaryota, Fungi, Ascomycota, Eurotiomycetes, Eurotiales, Aspergillaceae. The record is from RefSeq and is a predicted model, not a curated record.